AUGUCAGAUAAAUUAGAAUAUAAUAAUUAAUUGGUACAAUAUGGGUUUUCAGGCAAGCAACUUCCAGUUUCAAUAAAAGCAAGAUAACUCUCAAAUUAUCCAUUAAUUAUGGCAUCACUAUUAGUAAUCACAAAUUAAGUUAUAAGAGUAAAAAAAAUUUCCAAGAAAAAAGAUACAGUUAGACUACUCACCUUUAAAUAGAAAGACAUCCUCUCAUUCAUUUAAGACAUCAUUGAGUAUAAAAAGGAUCUCUACUCCUAAGAGAAAAAACCAAAUUCAUGAAGAGGCUUUAUUUAUAACCUUGAAACCUUUAACAAGAAAUCAAUAAAAUAAUUUUAGAGCAUAGACUGCUCAUUAAUUAAGAACAGAGUAAGAAAGUAUUAAUAAAGACACAGGAAAAUUAUGGUCUUGUCAAUCAAAAAGAGCUUCUCAUUUUUUUCGUUCAAGAAACAGAUCUGCUAACUAUAAUUAAAAUUAACAAUAAUUCAAAAUAACAAGAAAUGGUAAAGUCGAUUUUUUAUGA
This is a messenger RNA of Paramecium sonneborni, 523 nucleotides long. Lineage: Eukaryota; Ciliophora; Oligohymenophorea; Peniculida; Parameciidae. The record is from the annotation of a GenBank genome assembly.